UGAAGGUGUUGCUUAAUUUAUUCUCUGCAAUGCAAAAACAGCCCCAGAUCCUGGAAAAGGAGCCAUUUGCCCUGGGCACGGACAUGGCAUGAUCCAGUGGCACGUGAGCCUGGCACAUCGUGGGCCUCGCAAACAACAUGCUCACAGGCAAGGUUUGGGGACGCCAAGGUCAAGAGGAGCCCUUGCCAUCUGGAUGUUCGGCCAGCAGGAGAAACAGGCUCUGCAAAACCACUGCAAGUAAACAGCCAGAUCAAAUCCAGAGCUGAAGGCCUAUAAUCUCUGGGGGGAGAGGGGUCAGAGUUCAAUGGAGAGCCAACAGAACAUCUCCAAAUAAUCCCUGCCCCAGCUAUCAUCAUCCAUGAAGCUGCAUAACAAAGACAGGGAGGCAGGGAAGUGCUGACCAUGUUCCUUCAGAGCCAAGGAGAGAACUGGAUGCCACAGACAAGGUCAGCCAGCAGCACAGAGCCAAGCGUCUUUGCUUCAACUGCCAGCUGGAAAGAGGGGCCAAGUCAAGUGUCCAAGGUGGAGGUCCAGCUCCUGAAGGAAAGCAGCAAAAAGAACAUUUUGCACCACAUCAAAUGCCAUGCCAGCCCUGGCUGAGAAGGUGGCAGGAUGCAGGAAGGGCCUUCGCCAGCUGACCUCAGGUCAGGUAAUGUGGGCCGGUCCAUUUGCAGCACCUGGGGCUUCAGCCUUACACCUUCUGCAGCCUGGUCCUGCGCUGGCUUCCUUGGCCCAGGCUCUGCAAAUCCUGGCCCACUGGCCGCCAAGGACAAAAUAUGUUCCCAAAGUGGGCCAUGGUUUGCCAUGAAGGCAUCUUGUUCUGUUCAGGGAAGAGAGGAGAGAAGGGAGCUCAAACAUUUGCAGUUUCUGUCUUAGGGCUGUUUCACACCACUAAAGUAUAGUGCUGGGAUUCCACUAUACAGUAAUGGCCACAGCUUCAUCCUAUGGAAUCCUGGGGUUUGUAGUUUGGGGAGACAUGAGGGCUCUGUGGCAGAGGAUUCUUAAUGCUCCUCCUAACCUAGGAUUCCAUGCCAUGGCAGUCAAAAGUGUGUGGUGUGAAAGGGCCCUCAGCUAAAUUCCAUGACUCUUACUGCUGCGUCAGGUGCUCUCUGCUUGGAGCCCGUCCUGCUCACAGCCGUGGAGAAAAGGGGUAGCCUCUUUCAGGCUGGUCCUUCCAAGCCAGGGCCCUCCAGGACCCCCACUUUGUCCCCUGCCAGGCCUUCAGCUGAGAGCAGCAGCAGGGAAGGGCUCCCGGUGGGUGUCACAGUUAUUUCUGUGAUGUAGGGCCUGCCCCCAGGGUUGCUUCACCAGGCAACAAGGGUGGCCUCCCCCUGCUCCCAAAGCCAGGGCCAUGAUGGUGGGGUGACAGCCCUUCCUCCUCCUCCUCCUCCUCCUCCUCCCUGCACCCCACCUACCCUCCUUCCUUCCUCCCUCCUUCCCUCCCUCUGUUCUUUUGGGGUGAUGGCAUAUAGGGAGGAGGCCUGAGGAUGGUAGUGAGACCCCUCGGCAUGGCCGUCUGAGGCAAGUGUUUCCUCCAAGGAAGCAUGGAGAAGUAUGAGACCAUCCUCACAAUCGGCCAGGGCUCCAGUGCAGAGGUCUUCCUGAUGCGGGAUACCAAGACCAAGGAGCUCUUUGCCGUGAAAAAGGUCAAGACCAUCCCGGGCAAGCGGCUGCGGGACAAGGAGGCCGUCCUGCGGGAGGUGGCCAUCCUGCGACAGCUUCGGCAUCCCCAUGUGGUGGCCUGCCACGACCACUUCCUGGACUCGGGGGGCUCCUACGUCUUCAUUGUCCAGGAGUACUGUGAUGGGGGCUCCCUGGAGGAGCACAUUCGGGGCCAGAGCAAAGGGUCGCACUUCCCAGAGGGCACGGUCAUGCGCUGGUUUGUUCAGCUGGCCAUGGCCGUCCAGUACAUCCAUGCCCUGAAGAUCCUCCACCGGGACAUCAAAUCCUCCAACGUCUUCCUCACCCAGGCCCGGAUCCUGAAGCUAGGUGACUUUGGCAUCUCCAAGGUGAUGGACAGCACGGCUGACCUCGCCAGUACCUUUGUGGGCACCCCUUACUACCUGAGCCCCGAGCUCUGUGAGGACCUUCCCUACAGCUCCAAGGCCGAUGUCUGGGCCCUGGGCUGUGUCCUCUUUGAGAUGUGUGCCCUCCAGCCGCCCUUCCAGGCCCUCAGUCUCCUCGGCCUCUUCGCCAAGAUUGUCAAGGGCCGCCAGGGCCCCGUUCCCAAGUGCUACUCCAUCCCCCUCCAUGGCCUGAUCUGCGCCAUCCUGCAGAAGGACCCGGAGGAGAGGCCCUGCGCCACCACCAUCCUGGCCUUCCCUUACGUCCAGGAGCACCUCAACCGAUUCAUCUUCCAGCAAGGAACGCCAAUCCCCAAGAGCCGAUCCCCACAGCCAGAGGUCUUCCAGGAUGGAGAUGGCGGCAAGCUCACUUGGCCCCCAGGGCCGCAUGCGGUGGGAUGUGCGGACGGCCAGGCCUUGGCUCUGGGGUCGGAUCCACUGAGUUCCCAGCUGCAGCGUCAUGACCAGGAGGAAACCUGGAGCAUCUCCACAAGUGGUUCUCAUUACUCGGCAGAUUUUGAAGACACAGGUUCUUCCUAUGCCAGCUGCAGCUCAGAGGAAGACGCAGCCUUCUGCACAGCAACCGCCAUAGGGACCCUGACGGAGGAGGAGGAGACGGGUAAGGGGCCAGCUUCUGAGAACGAAUGUGGUCUGACCAGUUAUCCAGAUGACUUUGAAGAGUCUGAGGGCGACCCGCAGGAACCCCUGCCUGAAUGUGACCCUGAUAGUGAGCUUGACCGUGUCAUGAAAGCGGUGAAGGACAGGAUGCCCUCUCCCCCGCUGAGGGCCAUGCAGAAGUCCAGAGAUGAAGAUGCGUCUUGCGGAAGCGACAACGGCAGCUUCAUCUCCAAGGAUUUGGAGGGGCCCUCGGAGCUAGGAUUGUGUUGGGAUGACUGGGAGCGCCUGGAGGACUGCUGCCUGCUCCAUCACUUAAACCUGGAGAGCAGCGAGGGAGAAGCAGGGUUCAGCACUGUGGCUGUGUGAGGGAGCCUGGGAUGGGCACUAAGACGGUCCCUCCUCCUGGCAGAAGCAGGGGAAGAAGGGAGAAGGCCAGAGCAUGCAUCUCUGGCCAACCUGACCACUUGAAAAGAGCACUGUGGGCACAAGAGGCUCUCCCAGGCAAAGGGGCAGUGCAACUGCUUUAUGUACCCUGGUUGCUCAGCCACACACUUACACAUUAGGGCUGGAACUGAGUUCAAUUCCUUGUGCAGACUGCAGUCAUCUUCUUCCUCUGGCAAGAGAGGAGGAAGAGCCUUCGGAACCAGGCCAUCAGACAUCAGUGACCAUAUACUGAAUUGCUAGUGACAAAAGAUUAGCCUCAUAUGCUGACGUUAGUAAAUGGUGGCACAUGCAUUGCACCCACCUUCCAAUUCCCCAUCAAGUCAGAAAGCCUUGUAAGCAACCCUCCUUCACAUGCACAGUUCUGAUUUCUUCCAUGAAUAAAACAGAGGAGAUAAAAAGGCCUAAUCAGUGAGAGCAUUGGCAAUGGUUGUCUGAAUGGGGCGUGCAGCAUAGGAAUAAAGCCAAGACA
Messenger RNA from Sceloporus undulatus (fence lizard), 3594 nucleotides. RefSeq names its product serine/threonine-protein kinase Nek3-like. The transcript has 5 exons. Lineage: Eukaryota; Metazoa; Chordata; Lepidosauria; Squamata; Phrynosomatidae. The coding region runs from base 1545 to 3047 and encodes 500 amino acids. Gene Ontology annotation, molecular function: ATP binding; protein kinase activity. Gene Ontology annotation, biological process: protein phosphorylation. The record is from RefSeq and is a predicted model, not a curated record.